AUGCGCUCAUCUGUAUGCCGCAUAGCUCAAAGGACUCAAUUAAGCUCCUCAUUUGCUUCUCGUCCCUCAGUACGACGAUCGCUCUCUUCUGCUUCUGCUGAUGAAAUCUCCCAUUUCGAUGCACUCGCCGCAACCUGGUGGGAUACAGAAGGCUCCUCUGCCCUCUUACACAAGAUGAACCCCGCUCGCAUCAGCUUCAUGCGACGGCACCUCCUUGCUGCCUCUGACGCCUCACAGCAACUUCAAGCAUCAGGUUGGCUUGCUGGAAAGCGUGUACUGGAUGUAGGUUGUGGCGGUGGUAUAUUGACAGAAUCGCUGGCUCGCCUUGGUGGUCAGGUUUUAGGGAUCGAUGCCUCUCAGCGUGCCAUUACAGUAGCAAAAGAACAUGCUGCACGGCAAGGCAUCGCUGUGGAGUAUCAGCAAGUCUUGGCGGAGAAAUUGCUCGAACGAGUGAAGGAGGGGCAGGAAAAGCCAUUCCAGGUGAUUGCUGCCAUGGAAAUCAUUGAGCAUGUUGAACAACCUGCUCGAUUCCUCGAAACACUAUUGGGAUUACUGGAGGAGGAUGGAUGGUUGUUUCUCAGUACGAUUGAAAAGACGGUGUUUGCAAAACUGCUGACGUGUACGUUGGCGGAGGAUAUCUUACGGCUUGUGCCAAAGGGGACUCAUAACUACGACAAGUUUAUCCCUAAGCAAGCACUCAUGUCGUGGUGCAGACAAUUGGAUGUUCAGGUGGUGGAUACACGAGGGAUCAUCUAUGAGCCUUGGCGUGGAGCAUGGACUGUCUUGGAGCCUGGACAGACGUGGGGUGAGCAGUGCAACUACAUCAUGGCACUAAGAAAGCGAGCAUAGAAGAGAAAUGUCGUCUCCGUAUCUGUCAAAGGCAUGCAUGAACAUUGCAAGCAAGGCUUUCAUAGAGACGUGGGCGGAGCCUUGCGAAAGGUCCACUGGAGUGUUCUCCGGCAUGAGCAUUGAAGCAUGUGACGAUCUAGCUACAAAUGCAAGACUGAAAAGCAACGCUUGAGGUCCGAGUGGUUUCAUGUCUGGGUGGACAACCGAA
Molecule: messenger RNA, 1057 nt
Organism: Protomyces lactucae-debilis
Lineage: Eukaryota; Fungi; Ascomycota; Taphrinomycetes; Taphrinales; Protomycetaceae
Product: S-adenosyl-L-methionine-dependent methyltransferase
Exons: 2
Coding region: 1-849 (282 amino acids)
Biological process (GO): ubiquinone biosynthetic process
Molecular function (GO): 2-methoxy-6-polyprenyl-1,4-benzoquinol methyltransferase activity
Source: RefSeq, a predicted model, not a curated record